Messenger RNA from Ipomoea triloba (trilobed morning glory), 1447 nucleotides. Its product is annotated as E3 ubiquitin-protein ligase ATL4. The transcript has a single exon. NCBI's taxonomy places the organism in Eukaryota, Viridiplantae, Streptophyta, Magnoliopsida, Solanales, Convolvulaceae. The record is from RefSeq and is a predicted model, not a curated record. Bases 140 to 1240 code for a protein of 366 amino acids.
GUCGCAUCCUCAUAAAUACCCUUCCGGUCAUCACUUCCAACUCUAAACCCCCUCACUUUCUCUCUCUACAUUAAUCUCUCCCUCUCCCCCUCUCUCUCACUUCCUCCAUUAUUUCUUUCACUUUCUCUCUCUCUCUACAAUGUCCGGCGGAUACUUACCGCCGCCGUUCUUCCCCGCCAUCAACGGUGGUGGUGGUGGCGGUGCUUCACUUCCUUCGGCUAACAACCUGUUCCAACCUCAACAGCCGGCCGAUCCACCGCCUGCGGCUUCGUCGUCGCCGCCGUCGUCCUCCUCCUCCUCGGCUUCGUCGUCGAUUAUUAUAGUUGUCAUUGUUAUUGCGUCGGCGGUUAUCGUCUCCGCCACUAUUUACCUCAUCCUCCGCUUGCUGUCUCGCCGCUGUCACCGCUCAUUUCGGACGCACGACGCGGCGGACGACGUGAUCUCUAGCUCCGCCACCGCCGCCGCAGCCACAGCUGGAGCUGCGAACGAGCGGCGCUCUGCUCCCGAGACGUUGGAGUCGUUACCGCUGUUCACGUUCGGUUCUGUUACGGGGAACCUAACCGGCGUGGACUGUGCGGUUUGUUUGUCCAAAUUUGAGACGCAUGAUCAGUUGCGGUUAUUGCCUUUGUGUUGCCACGCGUUCCACGCGCAGUGUAUUGAUUCGUGGCUAUCGACUAACCAGACGUGUCCUCUGUGCCGGUCUACGGUGUAUCCAACGGACGCCGAUAUUCUCCGCAAAAUUCUCUCAGUCUCUAAUGGCCGCGGCGGAGGAAAUGCCGAUCCUAACAGCGGCAGUUUUCGGAUUGAGAUUGGCAGCGUUAGCCGCCGUCGCGGAGACUCCGGUCCUAUCGUCGGCGACAGUCGGAGGUCUUACUCCGUUGGCUCGUCGUUCGAGUAUAUCGUAGACGACGGUUACGAGGUGUCUAUCGAGUCUAUCCAUCGCCGAGGAGGCUCGGAAUGCACUGACAAGGAAUCCAUCGGAGCUCCGGUACCAGAGCCGCCGGGGGACAGUUUGGCGCCAGACGUAUCCGGCGGCGGAAGGAGUUGGCUCCGAGACUACGUCGAUCGAAUCGCCUCCUUUUCUCUUUCCUCCCGUACGAUGUCGUUUCGAGGCUCCGGGAGAUUCUUCACCGAUAGCGGUCGCCGGAGCGACACCGUCGUCCCGAUAGACGACGAUUUGGAAUCCGGCCGGAUCGGCGAGGAAAUCAGCGAGUUAUUUCGGUGGCUUUCAGGGGUAUGAGAAUGUAUAUUCAAACUCUUUAGGGGCAAAUUAGAUAUUUCGCAUACUCCAAAAUUUUUGCUAUUUCCUCCCUCGUUCUCCCUAUUUUGCUAUAUGCAUCCUGCAAAUACUGGAGUGUAGAUAUAUGCCGAAUUCGUUUAUCUUUUUACAGUCAUUUUUAAAAGGAAAAAAUAUAUAUUAAAACUUAUAAACAAAAGUUGUGUCAAA